Cryptococcus deneoformans JEC21 is the source of this 2103-nucleotide messenger RNA. RefSeq names its product expressed protein. The record is from RefSeq and is a predicted model, not a curated record. Bases 98 to 1777 code for a protein of 559 amino acids. The transcript has 9 exons. NCBI's taxonomy places the organism in Eukaryota, Fungi, Basidiomycota, Tremellomycetes, Tremellales, Cryptococcaceae.
UUUCCUCGCGCUCUGCUAUAUUUUAAACCGUGUACAUCCGUACAUCAUACACUUCUACUUUCCUUGAAAGCCACUUGAACGCCACCUGGGUACUCUCAUGGAAUCAGAGAAGCCGCCGGCAACUUUACGCCGCAAGCUCUCGGGCCGGCUGUUGAUUCUCUUUUCCAUCUUGGCCAUAUUCAUAUUCACAGCUGUAUUAUACACAUCCGCUGAUUAUAUAUCUGUCACCACUCCAAACCUUUUUCCGCUAUUCACCCACCACCCAUCGCAGGGAUUUUCAUCUCCCGAUCCGGAGAUCAGCCAAUCCAAACAUCUAGGCGGAUUACCAGGUUUCCAAGUAUUACAAAAUGUAUGGGUUCAUAACGGUACCAUCUACUUAUUCGCCCCCGACCGUUCCAAAUUUCCCUCCAAAAGCCGAGCAGUAAGCGGCCAAACGGGCUGGGAGGUAUUCACCCACCCUUCUCACGAUUUGCUCCUCUCUGCGAGGGGGGCUUACAUUCUUGAAGGGACCUCUAUAUUCAUCAACGAAGGAGCCAAAAUCGAUGAAUGGCAUUAUCUCUCUUCCUACUAUCAUCUUGUAUCCGAAACGCUCCUCGGCUCUCUCUCAUCUCUCGCCUCUGUCCCUCUGCCCUCGUCUGGCCUCUCCCACUCUAACUCGGUGCCGAUACGGACACAGAUGCAUAUUCCAACAACAACGGCGAGAGGCAAAGUCGUCCCCGCCCUCCCGGAUAGAGUAGUAAUACCAUGGAAAGGCGCGGAAGGGUGGAGAGAUGAAGCAGGGUGGGGGGAAAUGGUUUUGAGUGCUCUUUGGGGUGACAGAGGGGGUGAGAGAGCCAGAGGCGAGGGAGGUGGAGAUGAGAAACAGAGGAUCGCGGGAGUGAUUGAACCGGAAGACUGGGACAUAUUGAGCAAUCUUGGAAACGAACAUAAGGGAUGGGUCUUCAUGGAACGAGCAAUAAUAACGGACCGCUGGGCAUCCCACCGGCACAAUCAGCUUUCUCUCGCAUUGAACAAGAUGGCGGCCUCGGUGUUUGUGAUGCCAAAACCGGUUUUUUGGUGGACAGAGGUUAGGCGGAGGUUUUUGGGGGGUCUUGGGUUUGGGUUAGAGAUGGGGGAGAGAGAUGUACCAGGUGGAAUGCUCUCAUUUCCUCCUCCUUCCUCCUUGUCCUUGUCUACCACGAAAGCAAAUAAAAGAAGAAUCAAAAGGACAACCCCGAAAUUAAUAUACAUGCUCGACCAAUCGUCCACAGCGGAACGAAAAUUGAGCGAACAAUCAGCGUUGGAGCUGGAGGGCAUGCUGGGGGAAAUGGAGGGGAAGGGCAUGAUAGACGUCGUUCAUCUUUGGAUCGGCAAAUCCGAUUACAAAUCGCACAACGGAAGGCAGAAUAAAGGGAUUGAGGACAAGCAGCGGCAAAUAAAAGAGGUGAUUGAUGCGGAUAUCGUACUAUCCGUACAUGGCGAGAUGUUGACACAUCAAGUAUGGAUGCCGGAAGGCGGAGUCGUCAUCGAGUUAUUUCCGAAUGAGAGCUUUUUACCCGAAAACCAGAUUGUGGCGGACGUCUUGUUACACGAGUAUAUUCCCGUCUGGUAUGACAGGGCUCUUUCGAGAGAAGAAUGGGACGCUUUGCCUGCGCAAUAUGAACAUGGCAAGCUUUACGAUGGAACAGAGAUCACUGUCAGUUUCCCUCUUCUCCUUCUUUACUUUCCCUUUUCUUUUAUUCUGCCUCCCAGGAGACUAUUGUCGAAGAAAAAAAAAAAUGUAACUGCUGAUGGAUAAUGAACUGCUGUAGGUAGAUAAAGUAUACAUGAGGUUAUUACUGGAGGAAGUCGUAGGGCGGAUGAGGUCAAAGUGAGAGAAGUGAUAAAGUGUGAUUGGUGUUGCCGAAGGGAAGGGGAGUAAUAUAGACAGGAAACUUGAAAUGACGAAACAACACAUAACGCACAUUAUACAAGGAGAUACAAAUCUUCAUUGUACCGAACGCAUUACACAACCAGACGAAGCAAGAAGACAAGACAGAAGGGUGUGGGUUUAUUUGUUGUAUUAUAAUAAAAUAUCUCAGCGGGAUCUUACGCCAUCUAUCUAUGGUAUCGCUCUUAGGUCCU